AUGGCGCCAAAGAAGCCAAGUGUGAGUUGUGGUAUGUGCCGGGAUCCGGACGAUAGUCGGAUGGUUAGCUGCGACGAUUGUGGAUCGUGGUUCCAUUUCAAGUGCGUGGGUGUGAAUGAAGACAUCGAGGAGGUAGAUUGGAGUUGUUCAGCGUGCGUGGCAAAACGGACAGAUCAAAUCUCAUCGGUCAACAUCAAUCCUGCAGGAAAUGGAACGGAUCCAAAAUUGACGGGCGAACAAGAGCAAGCUAAACAACUCAGCGAAUUCCAGAAGAAGUUGGACCAGAUGCAGGCAAAGUUUGAAGAACAGCAGCGUACGUACCAGGCGCUGCUUACAGAAAAGGAUCGUCAGUUGGAGUCUGUGGUGACAGAUCUCAAGAUCCAGUUUGAUCGUCGUAUGGAAGCCAGAGAGAGAGAAAUUCGCGAGGAGUUGAGCAUUCCGACCGCUCCACCGUCUGCAAAUUCGACGACUGUAGGAGGAACGAACAACCGGUCAUCGAAUGAAGUGAAAAUGGCGAUGGAGAAAAUGGAAAAGCAGCUCGCGGAGAUGUCGAAGAAGCAGGAUCAGCAAACGAGGACUCUUGAGGAGCGAAUUCGGGCGAUGGAAAUCAACAGAAGUCGAUCCAACGUAUUCGAUUCCGAUCCCAACGAGCUCAGCCGAAGUCAACUGGCCGCGCGGCACGCAGUGACGAAAGAGCUGCCUACGUUUUCGGGCAAUCCGGAAGAGUGGCCUCUUUUUAUUUCGACGUACGAAAGCAGUACCAGGAUGUGCGGUUUCAGCGACGAAGAAAACCUUCUUCGACUCCAGCGUAGCCUGAAGGGGAGAGCCCUCGAGACCGUUCGAAGCCGGUUACUGCAUCCAGCGGGACUUGCAGGUGUCAUUAGGACGUUGAAAACGCUGUACGGGCGGCCGGAAGUUAUCGUCCACUCGCUAGUCUGCAAGAUUCGGGAAAUGCCAUCGCCGAAGACGGAGAAGUUAGGAACUCUGAUCGAUUUCGGUGUUGCAGUCCAGAACAUGUGUGCGACGAUCGUGGCAAGUGGACUAAACGAGCACUUGUGCAACGUAGCACUUCUUCAAGAGCUCGUCGAAAGACUACCAUCAACCGUGAAGCUCGACUGGGCGAAACAUCGUUCAACGUUACAGGCGGUGACACUCGAUGACUUCAGCAAAUGGUUGGAGAUACUCGUGGAAGCGGCGUGCGUGGUAACGAUUCCAUCAACGAUCAGUGCGUACGCUAGCAAGCCUGAGAAGCGCAUACGGAAGGAGGAAGUUCAUGUUCACCUCCAAUCCAGCUCCAGUCAAGCGGCGGCAGGAUCGACGGCCUCUACGACGUACCCCAGAAAUACAACGAAGCCAGCAGCGUCGAAACAGUGUGUCAUUUGCCAAGGAGGAUGUAGCAGUGUGGGAUCAUGCAGGAAGUUUCAAGACCUGGAUAUCGGGGCAAGAUGGGCAGCGCAGAAGCAGAACAAGUUGUGCCGGAAGUGUCUGGCGAAGCAUUUCGGAGCAUGCGCAGUGAAGCAAGCUUGCGGAAGAAACGGCUGUUCAUACAUGCAUCAUGAGCUGCUACAUGAUGAUUCCAGAUACCAGCGAGCAGAAAAUUCCUCAACAGUGAAUUCCCAAGUCAUCCUACACGGACGAGGCAAGCUCGUUCGCACUGUCGCAUUUUUGGACGAAGGCUCAUCGGCGACGCUGAUGGAGCACAGCUUACUAGACGAGUUGGAGCUGGACGGAGAGUCGUAUCCGUUGUGCCUAGGCUGGACGGGAGAUCAUCAACGACAGGAGAUGAAGUCCGUGAUGUUACCUCUGGACAUUUCCGGAACGCGCGGUGGAGAGAAAUACCGACUGUCGAUAGUCCACACGGUGGAGAAUCUGUCGCUACCUCAGCAGACGUUGAAGAUGGCAAAGCUAGCAUCCGAGUAUGAGCACCUGGACGGCGUAUCAGCGGAUUCUUAUCACAACGUUCGGCCGCGGAUACUCAUCGGUAUAGAUAACUGCCGUUUGGGUCAGGCGUUGGACAGCAGGGAAGGUGGCAAAGACGAACCGAUUGCCGCUAGAACACGCCUAGGAUGGAUAGUGUUCGGACCAUGCUCUACGACAUCUCAUCCAACGACGAACUUCACAGCGCACCACAGUAUUCACGUGUGUCCGUGCUGCGAGCAAAGUGACGCGGAUCUUCAUAACAUGGUGAAAACGUACAUGUCCCUAGACAGCACGGGAGUAAUGAGUUCCGUUAAACCUCUCUUAUCGAAGGACGACGAGCGAGCGGAGCAGUUGCUGAAAUCGUUGACGCGUGUGAAGGGCAAGCGAAUGGAAACCGGACUGCUUUGGCGGUGUGACGAUGUUCGACUGCCGGACAGCAAACCGAUGGCGAUGAGACGGCUGAUCUGUUUGGAGAAGCGAAUGCAGCGGGACCCGGCGUUGGCUGAAGCGGUGAAGGAGAAGAUUCGGGAUUACGAACGAGCCGGGUACAUCGAGAAGCUGACGAAGAACCAGUUAGCCGAGAAAUUCGAUCGGGUUUGGUAUCUCCCAAUCUUUCCGGUUGUCAACCCAAAUAAACCGAAAAAGAUGCGCUUGGUUUGGGACGCAGCAGCUAAAGUCUUAGGACUCUGCCUGAAUUCAUUUCUAUUAACGGGACCUGAUCAUCUCACCUCUUUGGUCUUCGUUCUACAACGUUUCCGGGAGUUCCGUAUAGCCAUCACCGGCGACAUUCGGGAGAUGGCGGACGGCGAGCAAGAUCGCAGCCCAGACGUCUACGUUACGAAAGUGAUGACCUUCGGAGCGACGUGUUCACCAAGUACUGCGCAGUACGUGAAGAACUACAACGCGGAGCGGUUCCAGGAUGAGUUUCCACGAGCGGUAGAAGCAAUCGUGAAGGAGCACUACGUCGACGAUAUGCUGUCAAGCGUAGAGACGGAAGAAGAGGCGAUAAAGUUGGCGAAAGAUGUCCGGCACGUCCACGCAGAAGCGGGCUUUGAGAUCCGGAACUGGCUAUCAAAUUCGAAUCGAGUGCUGCAGGAGUUGGAUGCGAGUCCCGGGGAGAAGAGUUUGAAUCUUUCGGGCGAGAUGGCCACGGAGAAGGUUCUUGGCAUGUGGUGGUGUACAGCGACUGAUACGUUUACCUACAAAAUUCCUCCGAGAGUCAACGCCGAGCUGCUGCAAGGUGACAUCGUUCCAACGAAAAGGCAGAUCUUAAGCACGCUGAUGACCAUCUACGAUCCGCUGGGACUACUGGCGCACUUCUUAAUGUUCCUGAAGAUACUGUUGCAGGAGAUUUGGCGAAGUGUUGUAGGCUGGGACGAGUCCAUCAAAACUGCUUAA
Uranotaenia lowii is the source of this 3318-nucleotide messenger RNA. RefSeq lists its product as uncharacterized. Bases 1 to 3318 code for a protein of 1105 amino acids. The record is from RefSeq and is a predicted model, not a curated record. The transcript has 4 exons. Lineage: Eukaryota; Metazoa; Arthropoda; Insecta; Diptera; Culicidae.